Messenger RNA from Vicia villosa (hairy vetch), 1167 nucleotides. Its product is annotated as acidic endochitinase-like. The record is from RefSeq and is a predicted model, not a curated record. Gene Ontology annotation, cellular component: extracellular region. NCBI's taxonomy places the organism in Eukaryota, Viridiplantae, Streptophyta, Magnoliopsida, Fabales, Fabaceae. Bases 268 to 1116 code for a protein of 282 amino acids. Gene Ontology annotation, molecular function: chitinase activity. The transcript has a single exon. Gene Ontology annotation, biological process: carbohydrate metabolic process.
AGUAAGGAAUAAAUAAAUACUCUGGUUAAUUUGCACGCUGUUUAUAUAAUAUGAACAUCGAUGAUUGCAAUUUUGGACUAAAGUAUGAGAACAAGUCACAUAAGCAAACAAACAUGUUUAGGAUUAGAAGCAUGUUAUGUUAAUAGUACCUUUAUAAAUAGCCUCCUCUAACACCAUAGUUAUUCAAAUUAUAAACAGCUCAAUUUUAGUAACACACUUGCAUUUUAUGAAAAUGGCAAAUUGGCAAAUUCAGUUUCAUUCUUCUCUAUGAUACUAUUGGCAUUAGCAUAUGGUUCUAAUGCUGGUAGCAUAGCAAUCUACUGGGGUCAAAAUGGUAACGAAGGCACCCUAGCACAAACAUGCGCCACAGGAAACUAUGAGUUUGUUAUCUUAGCCUUUCUUCCAUCAUUUGGAAAUGGCCAAAAACCAAUGAUAAACCUAGCAGGGCAUUGUGAUCCAUACAGCAACGCUUGCACAAAGUUAACCCCCGACAUUAAAUCUUGCCAAGCCAAAGGGAUCAAGGUGUUGCUUUCAAUCGGAGGAGGGGCCGGUAGUUACUCACUCGCAUCUCCUCAGGAUGCAAAACAAGUAGCAACUUACCUUUGGAACAACUUCUUAGGAGGACAGUCUCCAUCUCGUCCUCUCGGUCCUGCCGUUCUCGACGGCAUCGAUUUCGAUAUCGAAGGAGGAACAAACCUUUAUUGGGAUGAUCUCGCAAGGUCCCUUAAAGGAUAUGACGAAAAUGUAUACUUGACAGCAGCUCCUCAGUGUCCUUUUCCUGAUGCUUGGAUAGGAAAUGCCCUAAAAACAGGUCUUUUUGAUUGUGUUUGGGUUCAAUUCUACAAUAACCCUCCUUGUCAAUAUAGCGGGGGUGCAAUUAGCAAUCUUGAAGAUGCAUGGAAACAAUGGAUAUCUGAUAUUCCAGCCAAGAAAAUCUUCUUGGGGCUGCCUGCUUCUCCCGAGGCAGCAGGGAGUGGAUUCAUAGCUGCAACUGAUCUUACUUCUAAAGUGCUUCCAGCAAUUAAGGAUUCUUCUAAAUAUGGAGGUGUUAUGCUUUGGUCUAGGUACUAUGAUGGUCAGAGUGGAUACAGUUCUUCCAUCAAGAAUCAUGUCUAAAAUUUGAACACCUAUGAAUAUAUAUAUUUGUUGUAUUAUGUAAUGUUUGAU